Molecule: messenger RNA, 3485 nt
Organism: Trichoderma asperellum CBS 433.97
Lineage: Eukaryota; Fungi; Ascomycota; Sordariomycetes; Hypocreales; Hypocreaceae
Source: RefSeq, a predicted model, not a curated record
CCGGCCAGAGAUUUAUUUGGAUUCAAAAUACUUUCUUCUUCAUCAAAAGGCGCAAUCAUGUCUGACCCGCAUAUAUACACCGUUGGUUGGAUCUGCGCUCUAUACAUCGAAUGCGUUGCCGCCCAGGCAUUCUUAGACGACAAGCACGAGCAGCCUGAAUACCUGUCCCCUCACGAUAACAACAGCUAUACGCUCGGCAGGAUUGGCCGGCACAACGUUGUUAUAGCAGUUCUUCCUAAUGGUGAAUAUGGAAUAUCAUCUGCGGCAGGUGUUGCAAAAGAUAUGCUGCGCAGCUUCCCCAAUAUUAGAAUCGGCCUCCUAGUAGGAAUCGGCGGUGGCGCUCCAAGUAAAAAGCAUGACAUUCGUCUUGGAGAUGUUGUGGUGGGCAUUUCGAGUAAUAGAGAGGGAGCUGUGAUCCAAUACGACUUUGGAAAAGCCAUACAAGGCGAAGAUUUUAAAGAAACAGGAUUCUUGAAUCAGGCACCAACGCUACUACGCACAGCGGUUAAUAAUCUAAGGGCAGGGCAUGAGCUGGAGGGAAACCGAAUCCAAAACGCCAUUGACAGCGUCCUUGCUAAAAGACCAAGGCUGCAAAGAAACUAUAAACGCCCUGAAGCAUCCUCCGAUAGACUGUACCAAUCCCUAGUUGUUCACUCAGCGGACGGCGAAGCUGAUUGCUCCACGGUUUGUGGUAUCGACUCAUCAAGCCUAGUCAAGCGGCGCGCAAGAAACGAAGACGAGGAUGACCCGGCAAUUCAUUACGGCCUAAUCGCUUCCGCAAAUACACUUAUGAAAGAUGCUUUAGUCCGUGAUGACCUUAUAGCGAGGAAAGACGUCCUUUGUUUUGAGAUGGAAGCUGCUGGUCUGGUGAAUCAUUUUCCGUGUAUUGUUAUUCGCGGAAUUUGCGAUUAUUCAGACUCGCAUAAAAAUAAAGUAUGGCAACGCUAUGCGGCCAUGACGGCGGCAGCAUAUACGAAAGAUCUUCUUCAUUACAUAGCACCAAAUUGGAUUAACGCUGAGAGGAAGAUCAGUGAUACCUUAUCUGAUCUUUAUGAAGUGACAGAAGAACAUCGUGAUAUUGCAAAGGAGCAACUCCAGAUGCAGAAAGACCUAGCUGCAGAGAGGCUCUCUGAACAAGAGAAACAAUGCCACCAGUUAUUCCGUCUUACAUCUGAUCACGAAGAUGCCACUUAUGAAUGGUACAAAGAACGAAUUGAAGAGAGAGCCGAGAAUACCUGCCUUUGGUUUCUUGAGCACGAGAAUUUCCAAAAAUGGAUGAAUCAAGAGUCAGGCCCUUUACUGGUCACGGCAGAUCCUGGCUGCGGGAAGUCAGUCCUGGCUAAAUAUCUUAUUGAUCAUAAACUACCACAAUCGGCAACCAUCUGUUACUUCUUUUUUAAAGACCAAGACCAGAAUACUUCUCGCCAAGCACUAUGCGCACUGCUUCAUCAGCUCUUCUCUCAAAAGCCAGCACUAAUUAAACAUGCUAUGCCGCAGUUUGCCAGGGACGGACAAGGACUAUCCAAAUCUACCAUGUCGCUUUGGGAAAUUUUACGAAAUGCUACAGAGGAUCCUGAGGCUGGGUCUGUGAUUGUAGUCAUUGAUGCACUUGAUGAAUGUGCAGAGUCUGAAUUUGUGGACUUGAUACGGAAAGUGAAAAGUCAAUUAAAUGACAGCCAUUUGGGGAGCAAGUUAAAGUAUCUAUUAACAUGCCGCCCAUAUGAGCAGAUUACCUUACAAUUUCAUAGCUUAUUGAAGUCAUUUCCAGAUAUCCGUAUACCAGGAGAAGAAGAGUCGGAAGCAAUCAGCCAGGAGGUUAACUGUGUCAUCACACAUCGGAUCAAUCAGCUAUCGGCGCAGCGGAACCUUACUGCAGAAAUUAAGAGUCACUUAACGAAAAGGCUACAAAGCAUUUCUCACAGGACCUACCUCUGGGUGUUCUUAAUAUUUAAGCAUCUGGAGCAGACAGUCUUUAAAGCAACUGAAAAAGGCAUUGAAAGUACUAUAGCUGCGCUACCUAGCAGCAUCAACGAGGCGUAUGAGCGCAUCCUUAAUAGAUCUAAAGAAAGCCUGACAGUGCAGAAAAUCUUGAGUAUUGUCUUAGCUGCUCGCCGGCCGCUAACCCUCCCGGAAAUGAAUAUUGCGAUAAAUCUAGUCAAAGCAUCCCAAACUAUCUAUGACCUUGACUUAGAGGAUAAAGAACUUUUUAAGGCACGGAUCAGAUCUCUAUGUGGCUUAUUCAUCUCGGUGCACCAUGACAAGAUUUAUUUUCUUCAUCAAACUGCCAGAGAGUUCCUUCUCGCAGAGUCAUUAUCGCCUGUUAUUAUCUCACCGUCGUUGAGUUGGCAGCACUCUAUUACUAUUCGCCAUGCACACACUACUCUAGCAGAGCUUUGUGUGGUAUAUCUUGACUUACUUAACUCUAUCGAUGAGCCUCAAAAAGACAUGGAAGAGAUUCGCUCCAAUAAUAGCAAAUAUCUAGACUUUUUGGACUACUCGGCUCAAAAUUGGAACGCGCACUUCUAUGCAGCUGACAUUGCUGACAAUGCUGCCAUUUUAUCUUCUGCGAUACGGAUUUGUAAUCCAAAUUCAAAAAGCUACUCAUUAUGGUCCCAAAUAAUUCCGAGGUAUAGAUAUGACAGUCCUCCCGAGAAUGCUACGGAGCUUAUAUUAGCAUCGUAUUAUGGACUUACAGCUAUGGCGAGACUAUGCCUCGAACAGGGAUAUAAUAUUGAGACAAGGAGUGGCAAUCAUACGUCAUUACAAUGGGCAACUUUCCGAAAGCAUAAGAAUAUUAUUAUGCUGUUGCUCGAGAAAGGAGCCAAUAUUGACGUAAAGACCUAUAAUGGUGAGACACCACUAUUACAUGCGGUUUCAGAGGGCCAUGAAAGUAUUGUUGGGCUGCUGCUUGAGGAAGGAGCUGAUAUUGAGGUAAAGGAUAACAUAUAUCAGACGACGCCGCUAUGGCGGGCAGCUUCAAAGGGUUACGAAGGCAUUGUCAAGCUGCUUCUUGAGAAAGGAGCUGAUAUUGAGACAAAGGAGAACAUAAGUCAGACAACACCGCUAUGGCAAGCAGCUGUGACGAAGGCAUUGUUAAUCUGUUGCUGGUUGAUAAAGGAGCUGAUAUUGAGGCAAAAGAUUAUGAGCGUAUGACACCGCUAUUAUGGGCGGCUCAUAAUAGUGACGAAGGCAUUGUUAAUCUGUUGCUCGAGAAAAUGGCUGAUACUGAAGCAAAGGACAAUAAGGGCAUGACGCCGCUAUUAUGGGCGGCUCAUAAUAGUGACGAAGGCAUUGUCAAGUUGCUAGUUGAUAAAGGAGCUGAUAUUGAUGCAAAAGAUGAUGAGUGUAUGACGCCGCUAUUAUGGGCGGCUCGGGAAGGUCAAGAAGGUAUUGUUAAUCUGCUGCGUGUGAAAGAAAAAAAAUCACUAUAGAAAAUACAUGUAUACAUGACCUAUAAUUCCAGAUCGAGGUCUCCAGACAUAUGC